Molecule: messenger RNA, 615 nt
Organism: Lactuca saligna
Lineage: Eukaryota; Viridiplantae; Streptophyta; Magnoliopsida; Asterales; Asteraceae
Source: the annotation of a GenBank genome assembly
AUGCUCAGAUAUACAUUUCAUAGAUACCCUUCAUCAUCAUUGGCAAAUGAUUGCAUCACAUCAAUGGUCGUGGGACUUGAAGCUAAUUUAUAUAAUCAUUUUGUGGGUCUUCUUUGGGGCAAUGGUGAUUCAGCUUAUCUAUCUAAGGUGGAUUCUCCAGUUGAUACCGAAUGGGAGUCUUUAUGCGCUAUCCUAUUAGACAUUUUUGGGAGAGAUAGGAAAAAUCCUCAGAUACAUUCAGGUUCAUCAUGGGACUUUCUUGUCAACAUCAGCUUUCAUGAGAAAUAUUCUAAAUCUCAUUUCAUGAGUGGAUUUUCUCGUAGAAUAUCACUUCAAAGUGAUCAAUCAUGUAUUGCUUCUCAACACCUAGAUACUUCCCACACAGUUGCAUCUUUAUUAGAGAUUAUUGAUUUACUGCAUGCAGUGUAUGAAAGUCUGAAACUUAAUCAGCUUCGUAAAAGGGAUCUAGGGCUUCUUGUUGCUCUGUUAUUGAAAGCUGCUCAGAGGUUUUUAAAAGAUGGUGAAAAGCUAGCGAUUGAGGAGAGCAAGAAUUUCAGGGACAGGAACAUGACAUUGGUGUUGGUUCCAAACAAAGUUGUUCUACAACAAAAAUAA